Molecule: messenger RNA, 1203 nt
Organism: Echinostoma caproni
Lineage: Eukaryota; Metazoa; Platyhelminthes; Trematoda; Plagiorchiida; Echinostomatidae
Source: the annotation of a GenBank genome assembly
AUGGCUAUCAACGUCAAUCGAGAGGUUGAAGAUACCUUUUACAGGUACAAGAUGCCCAAGCUCGCCGCCAAGGUAGAGGGAAGGGGAAAUGGCAUCAAAACCGUCAUCGUCAAUGUGUCAGACAUCGCAAAGGCUUUAAAUCGCAAGCCCAUCUAUUUGACGAAGUUUUUUGGUUGUGAGUUGGGGGCCCAUAUUCACGUGGACGACAAAAAUGAACGGUAUAUUGUCAACGGUGCACAUGAAGCAGCUAAGCUCCAAGAACUGCUUGACGGCUUCAUUAAAAAGUUUGUUUUAUGUCAGUCCUGUGGAAAUCCAGAAACAACAAUGCACGUGAGCAGGAAAUUGGGUACCGUCGGCACAACGUGUAAAGCCUGUGGUAGUCAAGGUCAACUCGAUGCAACACAUCGGCUGACACAAUACAUCGUCAAGAAUCCACCCGAGCCUGAUGUCACCGCGACCAAAGCCAAAGUCAAGAAGGGUAAGAAGAGCAAGAAUGGCACAGACCGAAAUUCGGGUAAGUUUCCGGUGAACAACGUGGAUGGGGAUGAUGACGAUUGGGUCGAGGAUACCACAGAGGAGCUCUCUGCUAUGGCGAAGUCCCUUGCCCUCAGUGUCGACGUAGACAAGUCUGAGACCGAAAGAGCGGAUGUGUUCUUUAAGCACUUACUGCAAUUGAAACAAAAAGACUUGGUCGUUCAGCAGCGUCGUGAGGUGAAACAAGAAGCAGAGAGACUCAACCUGGGACCGCGUGCAGUCUUAGUUCUGGCGGAAGCUUUGCUUUCGUCACCUUCAACAAUUGUGACUGACAUUAAGUCAUACGCAUCCGUGUUUCUGCUUUUCACACGCUUGGGAGAGCAUGCAAAGCGUGCUCAACAUUAUCUGUUGGGAGCAAUGGCAAAGCUGAUUGAACGUUAUAGAGAGCAAGAUCUCUUGUCAAAAGCCUGUCAUAUUUUGAAGUGCUUCUAUGACUGCGACGUUGUGGAGGAGGACGUCAUACUUUCCUGGUACGACAAAGGGCCUUCAAAAAAAUUUGUUUCUAGAGAUCUGAGCGCAAAAAUCCUCAACAUCUGCGCACCCAUGGUCAAAUGGUUGAAGGAAGCUGAAGAGGAAGAUUCUGACGAAUCCGAGGAUGAGGAAUCGCAUACCGUUGACACUUCACAGGUGAGGAUUUUUUCUGUUAUUACUAUUCGCUGUGUAGGCUGA